GUUUUUUUUCUUUUCUGUUCCACGAGUGCCAUCUUCGUUGCAAAGCGAAUUAGGGUUUCGACGAGGGAGGAGGAGAGAGGAAGAGGGAGAGAGGGAAGCAAUGGCGUCGGCGGUGGCUGCGGGAAGUGGGCGAGGGCUUUGGGAAGGGUUCUACCGAUUGGUUAUGCGUCGGAACUCCGUCUAUGUUACCUUCGUCGUCGCUGGUGCAUUCCUUGGUGAACGGGCCGUGGAUUAUGGAGUUCACAAGAUUUGGGAAUACAACAAUGUUGGGAAGAGAUAUGAGGAUAUCCCAGUCUUGGGACAGAGGCCGGCUGAAUAAUCUCCUGUGAUUUGGUAAUUCAAGUAUUUCAGAAGUCAUCUGGAUUGUAAUACAAUUUUUACCCAUGAAAUCUUGUUUUGAUUGUCAGUCAAUAAUAAGACAUUUGACGCAGAUGUUAUUGUCCUGCUGCUUGAGACUCAAUUGACUUUCUUUUGUUUUAUAUAUUUUGUCUAUUUCUUAAAACAAUUGUUUAAAAUGAACGCCAAUUGACAUCA
Dioscorea cayenensis subsp. rotundata (Guinea yam) is the source of this 534-nucleotide messenger RNA. Its product is annotated as cytochrome b-c1 complex subunit 9-like. The transcript has 3 exons. The record is from RefSeq and is a predicted model, not a curated record. Gene Ontology annotation, biological process: mitochondrial electron transport, ubiquinol to cytochrome c. The coding region runs from base 101 to 319 and encodes 72 amino acids. NCBI's taxonomy places the organism in Eukaryota, Viridiplantae, Streptophyta, Magnoliopsida, Dioscoreales, Dioscoreaceae.